GAGAGCCGUCCCUGCCGAAGCUCUGCCGGCCCCUCGCUCUGCCCUUCCCUCGAUGCCUCCCACUAUGAGGACGGCGCUUCUGCUAACCUGGACCGUAUCCCUGAGUUACUUUGCAGAGCCAGGGUUGGCAGCAUAUUUCUUCCAACAGCCUAUGGAUCAGGUGAUCGUAUCUGGACAGUCAGUGACCCUGGCCUGUGUGGUUAUGGGUUACCGGGGGAUGGUUCAGUGGACCAAGGAUGGACUGGCCUUGGGAGGAGAAAGAGACCUGCCUGGCUGGUCCCGCUAUUCCAUUGUUGGAGAUGCUUCUGCUGGGCAGCACAACUUGAGGAUUGACUAUGCUGAGCUGGAUGAUGAUGCCGUCUAUGAAUGCCAGGCCACGCAGGCAGCACUCCGAUCCCAACGGGCAAAGCUAACUGUACUCAUCCCUCCCAACGACCCCGAGAUACAAAAUGGUCCGAUUGUGCAUGUGAUAUCCAACAUUCCCUACAACCUGACAUGCCGUGCCACAGGUGCCAAGCCAGCCGCUGAGAUCAGCUGGUACCGCGAUGGACAACGGCAAGAGUCUGCUGUGUACUCCAAGUCCCUGAUGGAUGAUGGCAAAAGGGAGCUGGCGGUCAGCACCCUCCUCUUGACCCCCGCCAGCCGGGACAUGGGCAGCUCCUUCACCUGCCGCGUCAGUAACCCAGCAGCCCCAGCCGGCAAGCAGACCACGGUCACCCUCAAUGUGCAAUAUCCACCUGUCGUUAUGCUGUCAGUGCAACCCCAAACUGUACCUGAGGGCGGUAAAGUGAGCUUCCUCUGUACAGCCACCUCAAACCCUGAAGUGACAGGCUACAGGUGGGCGAAAGGAGGGGUGCCCAUUCCUGAAGCCAACGGCGACAGCUACGAGGCAACGGUUGACCAGUCCUUCUUCACUGAGCCUGUGUCCUGUGAGGUGUCAAAUGCCGUGGGUAGCACCAAUGUCAGCACACUGGUGGAUGUGCAUUUCGGACCCCGCCUUGUCUCUCAGCCCAAGCCCCUCACUGUAGACGUGGGGGCAGAUGCUUCUUUCACCUGUACCUGGACUGGGAAUCCACCUCUCACCCUAGCCUGGACCAAGAAGGGAUCGAGUGUGGUGCUGAGCAAUGGCAACACGCUGCACCUCAAAGCCGUGGCGCAGGAGGACGCCGGGGUUUACGUCUGCAAAGCCAUCGUGCCGCGCAUCGGAGUGGCCGAGAAGGAGGUGACGCUGGCCGUGAAUGGUCCACCGAUCAUCAGCACAGAGCCAAGCCAGCAGACAGCCGUGGGGACCAAGGCUCGGCUGGAGUGCCUGGUGGGAAGCAUCCCCCCUCCUGACAGGAUCGCAUGGGCGUGGGGAGAGCGGGUGCUGGAUGCUGGCUCGCUGGACCGCUUCUCAGUGGACACCAUGGUGACGGACCAAGGGGUGCUCUCGGCCUUGCUGAUCGACCCAACGCACGACGCCGACUUCGCACUCCCCUACAACUGCACUGCUUGGAACCGGUUUGGAGCACGCUCUGCUGCAGUCAGCCUGCGCCGCCAAGAGGUCUGGUCCGUCCUCAUCUUGGGUGCCCUGGCAGCCUCCGGAGUUGGUGCGCUCCUCAUCCUGGUUGUCUUCGUCUCUCUGUGUUACCGACGCAAGCGCUGCAGGAAAGCCAAGCGGGGGACGCAGCUCUCCAAAGCAGACAUCCUGGUGCAGAUCACAAGCGAGAGCAGCCCCAGCAGGCCCAGCGAGGCAGAAGAUGAUGCCAAGGAGCCCAUGGCCACAAGCAGCGAGUCUCCGGGUACAUCCCACACAGAGCACAGCGAAAUCCUAGAGGAUGACGAUGGGAGCCAAGAGCUGAAGGAUCCCACCAAUGGCUACUACAAAGUACGGGCCCAUGAGGAACCAUGCCUGGGAAGCGGCUUCUCUGAAUACACACCAGCCCCCCGACCUUUGUUUGGGGCCACUUCUCUGUACCCCUCUGCAGGGCCAGUGCAGCCCAAGCUGUACGAAUACACGCACCGCUACACCUUGGGCACGCCGGGCUCCCGCUCGGGCUAUGACCCCCACGAGCGACUUUUCCCUCAGGAGAACAUAUACAGCGGGACGGCCUACCUCACAGCCCCCUACAGCCGGGCCUUCACCAGUUACGUCAAGCCCAGCAGCUAUGAGAAGGCCGAGAGCGGGUACGAACCGUCGGAUCAGGCGAGCAAGGCUUCGGGGUGCUCACGCUUCUCCUACACCUCCUUGUCCCAACAGUCUGACUAUGGCCGCCCCGCUCAGCAGCGCAUGCAGACACACGUAUGACUCGUGUCUGGCCCCUGCCAAGCUCCUGUCGCUCCAGAGAAAAGGGAACAAACUUCCACUUUGGCUAACAGACUCCAGAAGCCGGGUGAUGAGACUUGAUGUCUUGACCUUGUCCAGAGGAUGCUCCCUUUUCAUCUUCCGGGGAAGGUGGCGGGGAAACGGCAAUUCCGCAGCCUCCAGCAGCAGCGACCCAAAAUGGCCAAUGGCCUGCUUGUUUGUCACCUCCCAACUGGAACUGGCCUCAUUUUGUCUUGACUGGGAGGAAGCCAAACGAUCAUCUGCCUUCAUGUCAGGACAUGAGGUGGAUCCAAGCAAUGAAAUGCACUCCUGGGUGGAAGUGGAGGUUAAGCUCUUGUUUUGUGGCUGGUCUGAGCCUGUAAGAAUUCGGAAUCAAAAUGGUGGAUGUUGCGGCUUGACAGACAAAAGCACAGGCAUGAGGAGCCGGCGGGUGCGCCGGGAGGUGCACCAUCCUGUGCUGUAAGCCUCUGCAGUGGAACUAUGUGAUGCUUGUUCUGGGCUCCCUACCUGGGUUGCCCCAAGGGCAAUCUCCUACCAUGAAGGCGAAACUCUCCUGCCAUUGCAUGAUUCUGGGAAAUUUCUACGCAUGGGCGCUAGUGCUUGCAUUUUAAUUUUCCUGGCUUGAUUGCUGUGGUUUAAAUAAUUCCCUCUUCCUUCCCCCCCACCCCACCCUUUAGCUGUGGAGGGGCUUCUUGAUGGAUACAGAAGCAGCUAGAUCCCCACCCAACCCUUUAAUUCAAAUAACCGGCACAUCACCAAGUUGCACAAGCCAGAUCGGGAGAUGGCUGUGGUGCUCAGCACUGACGCCAGUACGGGACCUGGAAAGACUCUUGAGGUGCAAAUAUCCAAAUGACAGCAUCGUGCUGAGGACUAUAACCCGAUUUUUAAAAAGCCAAGAGUGAAGCAUGGGGGAAAGCAGGAAACCGAAAAACAAUGGGAUCUGUCGAUUUCAUGUGUGUGUGUGAUUUUUUUAAUAUAAUAAGUUAUUCCUUGUUAUUACUUUUUUUGCCUUAAACAUAUUUCUCUGCUGUGGGUGUUUCUGACAUUUUUGCUUUGGUCUUUCCAGAAUCAUUGGGGUUGGUUUAAUUUUUGCUUUGUGUUUUCUUUUUCUUUGUUUUGUAUUUUGCGUUUUUUGCUCUCUUAGAAUGGGAUUUCACUGAAGCAUUCUACAGCCAUGCCUGUUUGGAUGUGUGGUACUUUAUAACAGAAGAGAGGAAAUGUUCAAUAUCUUGCCUA
This is a messenger RNA of Varanus komodoensis (Komodo dragon), 3541 nucleotides long. RefSeq names its product kirre like nephrin family adhesion molecule 2 (gene KIRREL2). The coding region runs from base 53 to 2287 and encodes 744 amino acids. Gene Ontology annotation, biological process: cell-cell adhesion. The transcript is spliced from 15 exons. Gene Ontology annotation, cellular component: cell-cell junction. Gene Ontology annotation, molecular function: cell adhesion molecule binding. Lineage: Eukaryota; Metazoa; Chordata; Lepidosauria; Squamata; Varanidae. The record is from RefSeq and is a predicted model, not a curated record.